Hippocampus comes (tiger tail seahorse) is the source of this 4038-nucleotide messenger RNA. RefSeq names its product collagen, type XXVIII, alpha 2a (gene col28a2a). The record is from RefSeq and is a predicted model, not a curated record. The coding region runs from base 175 to 3858 and encodes 1227 amino acids. The transcript is spliced from 35 exons. Gene Ontology annotation, molecular function: serine-type endopeptidase inhibitor activity. NCBI's taxonomy places the organism in Eukaryota, Metazoa, Chordata, Actinopteri, Syngnathiformes, Syngnathidae.
UAUAAAAAAGGUGUGCAUACUCAGGUUGUCUGACUCUGCUUUCGAGAAGGACGACAUCGCUGUUGCUGCUGAUGGAUGGUAAAUGAGAGCGCCGGUGCUCUUUGUGCAACGUGAAUAGUGCUGCAGGUCCAAACAGCACAUUGAAAUACCGCAACAUCUCAAAUCGAGACAACUAUGUUCCUCUCCUUGGAAUCAGUGCUGUUGGCCGCAGCGCUGGCUUGCGUCUGGGCUCAAGAUUUGCAUGAUGACAGAAGAGCCAAAUCUCGGACCAAAACAAUGGCUGCGAAUAUUUAUGAUGGGCAAGCCAUCAUCGAUGAGGACUGUAGCUUGGAGCUCGCCUUUCUCUUGGAUAGCUCCGAGAGUGCCAAAGACAACCACGAGCAGGAGAAGCAGUUUACGAUGAACUUGGUGGAUCGACUCAAAGGCUUGAAACUGGCGACAGGGCGCAGCUUGAGUCUGAGGGUGGCCCUGCUCCAGUACAGCAGUACAGUCAUCACAGAGCAACGAUUUAACGACUGGAGGGGCACGGAGAACUUCAAGAACCGCAUCGCUCCCAUCGUUUACAUCGGCCAUGGCACCUACACCACCUACGCCAUCACCAACAUGACCAAGAUCUACCAAGAGGAGUCCAGCCCGGGCAGCAUUAAAGUAGCUGUGCUCCUCACCGAUGGCUCCUCGCACCCGAGGAACCCGGAUAUUUUCUCUGCAGUUGCUGAGGUCAAGAACCAGGGGGUCAAGUUCUUCACUCUGGGCAUUACCAGGACGGCCAACGAGCCCUCCAACGUGGCUCAGCUCCGCCUCCUCGCCAGCUCUCCCACUUCCGACUUCCUCCACAAUUUGCAGGACAAAGACAUUGUUGAAAAAAUGGCUACAAAGAUUACUGACCUCGCUGAUGAAGGAUGCCCUCUGGCUCAGAACUGUGCCUGCGAGAAAGGCGAGAGGGGCCUCAGUGGGCCUGCGGGAAAGAAAGGUCGUCCAGGAGAAGAUGGAGCCCCCGGGCUAAAAGGACAAAAGGGUGAAGCUGGAAUAAGUGGUAUACCCGGGCGAGAUGGCGCUGAGGGAAAAUUGGGUUACAAAGGAGAACAGGGAGAACGGGGAGAGUGCGGCACUCCGGGAAUCAAAGGAGACAGGGGUCCUGAGGGUUUGAUUGGUGGAAGAGGACUUAGAGGACUGCAGGGGCUACCGGGACCACAUGGAGACAUUGGGCCAGAGGGCCCGCAGGGAAAGCAGGGGGAACGUGGACCACCCGGCCCUCCAGGUAUUCAGGGAGAAACUGGCAUUGGGAUGCCUGGACCAAAAGGUGACAUGGGAUUCCAGGGACGCCCAGGUCCUCCUGGUCCUGCAGGCAUUGGUGCACAUGGUCCACCAGGACCUCAAGGGCCACAAGGUGUUCAAGGGGAAAAGGGACCGACUGGUGAGGGCCUUCCUGGCCCAAAGGGGGAUCGAGGGCUCCCGGGACCGAGGGGAUCAAGAGGACAACAGGGUGCGGGAAUUAAAGGAGAACGGGGUGAACUGGGGCCUCCAGGUCCCCCAGGGCCCACUGGGCUGACAGGAGUGGGCAUACAGGGAGAAAAGGGAAUUGAGGGUCCAAGGGGUCCACCGGGUGUAAGAGGGCUUCCAGGAGAGGGUUUGCCUGGACCAAAGGGGGAUCAAGGCUUACCUGGAGAGCAGGGAUCGCCAGGAGAGAGAGGUAUUGGUGAAGCUGGUCCAAAGGGAGAACCCGGAUCUGCUGGCUUAGGUGGGUUGCCUGGUCUUCCAGGAGAGGACGGGGCACCGGGGCAGAAGGGGGAGCCUGGGUUGCCCGGUUCAAGAGGUUCUGAGGGACUUCCGGGUAUUGGCACUCAAGGAGAGAAGGGGGACCAGGGUUUGAGGGGCAUCCGUGGCUUACAUGGACCUCCUGGAAUCUCAGGACCCUCUGGUCCAAAGGGUGAACGUGGGGUACCAGGACACCAAGGCAUUCCGGGGCAGCCGGGACGAUCCAUAACUGGUCCAAAGGGGGAUCUAGGUCCUACUGGUCCCCCUGGACCGAUUGGGGAAACAGGCCUUGGACUUCCAGGUCCAAAGGGAGAUCGAGGUAAUACCGGUCCACAUGGUCCACCCGGUCCAAAAGGCGAAGGCGGUCCAGGACCUUUGGGCCCCCCAGGAUUUCCAGGUUUACCAGGAGAGCCGGGCCCAGAAGGAAUAGGAAUUCCCGGACCAAAGGGUGACAUUGGCUUUCGAGGAUUGCCAGGUUUGCCCGGCCCACCUGGAGAAGGAAUACAAGGACCUCCAGGUAAUGUUGGCAGGGCAGGACCUCCUGGUCCAAAUGGAGCACCAGGAGAGGGUAUUCAAGGACCAAAGGGGGACCCCGGAUCCCAAGGUAUGACUGGGCCAAGAGGACCGAGAGGAGAUGGUUUUCCUGGAGCUAAAGGUGACCGUGGGUCGCAGGGUGAGAGGGGAAUGAAAGGUGCCAAGGGAGAUUUGGGAGAUCCAGGACUUCCUGGUGAAGCAGGAAAAACAGGAACAAAAGGAGACGCGGGCCUUACAAGAGAGGACAUUAUUAAGCUGAUUAAAGAAAUUUGUGGAUGCGGCGUCAAGUGCAAAGAAAGGCCGAUGGAACUCGUCUUUGUGAUCGACAGCUCCGAGAGCGUCGGUCCCGACAACUUUGAAAUCAUCAAAGAUUUUGUCACCAGGCUGGUGGACCGGACCACCGUGGGACGCAAUGCCACGAGAAUCGGCCUUGUCCUCUACAGCCUGGAUGUCCAUUUGGAGUUCAACUUGGUCCGCUACAUGAACAAACAAGAUGUGAAGCAGGCCAUUCGAAAGAUGCCUUACAUGGGCGAGGGCACCUACACUGGCACCGCCAUCAGAAAGGCCACCCAGGAGGCUUUCUACAGCGCCCGGCCCGGUGUCAGGAAGGUCGCCAUCGUCAUCACUGAUGGUCAGGCGGACAAGCGAGAGCCUGUUAAACUCGAUAUCGCCGUGAGGGAGGCGCAUGCUGCAAAUAUCGAGAUGUAUGCUCUGGGCAUCGUCAAUUCUUCGGACCCGACGCAGGCGGAGUUCCUGAGAGAACUCAACCUCAUUGCCUCUGACCCUGAUAGCGAACACAUGUACCUUAUUGAUGACUUCAACACUCUGCCAGCACUAGAGUCUAAAGUCAUCAGCCAGUUCUGUGAGGAUGAAAACGGUGCCGUGAUCUACAAUCGCAUCGCAAACGGGCACUGGAACGGCAACAACGGAGUGGGCAUUCAUGGAAAUAACGGAUACGGCCAGCAUUCUAAUGGAUUCAACGGUGGCUAUGGAACAACCAAGAAUGAGGUAAACGGGAACGGUUACCAAGAGGAAGUCACAAAUGUGAGGCGUGCCAACAGCCACGGCCGUGGAGACACUUUCACGCUGCCCAUCAGUGCUGAUCCACUUCCUAUUCAGGUUGAAGAAGACGAGGACGGUGAAGAUUUAGACUUGAGGGCCCACGUGAGGGCCAGUGGCAGCGUGGUUGUAGUGAACAAAACAGCAAGUUUGUCACGUGUGAAGGAAAGCGCUGUCUCCAAAGAAGCAGUCUUAUCAUCAAAAUCUUCGUCCUCCUCCUCCUCAUCAACCUCCACUGCAGGAUCUUCAUCCUCAAACUCGAAUCAGCUGCAGCCGGUGGUGAGUCCGGUCCUGCCGGAAGAAUUUCCACUUCGCGAUCCCCGCUGUAACCUCGGCUUGGACCAAGGCACCUGCAGAGCGUACAACAUCCGCUGGUAUUAUGAUAAACAGGCUAAUUCUUGCGCACAGUUCUGGUACGGAGGCUGCGCUGGGAAUGACAAUCGAUUUGAAACCGAAGAUGAAUGCAGGAAAACUUGUGUUAUAUUAAAGACAGGUAUUCGAGUUUUUUAACAUCAUGUAGAUUUGCUAAACAAUUUAUGUUCCUUGACUAAUUAAUUGUUGUAGUGUGUUAAUUCCAGCAUGAUAAAAGAGAAGGGAGAAAAGUACACAUUUUACAAUACAAUCUAUCUGUGGUGACUUUUUUUUUUGCAUCAAAGUAAUGUGGCGAGAUCACUGAUUAAACCCAAAAAU